This is a messenger RNA of Plasmodium inui San Antonio 1, 1047 nucleotides long. RefSeq lists its product as hypothetical. The transcript has 2 exons. The coding region runs from base 1 to 1047 and encodes 348 amino acids. Lineage: Eukaryota; Apicomplexa; Aconoidasida; Haemosporida; Plasmodiidae. The record is from RefSeq and is a predicted model, not a curated record.
AUGGACACUUGUGAUUACAAAUUAAAUGUCAAUUACCCGUUUAAUUUAGACGAAGAGAGGAAAAAAAAAAAAAAAGAAAAAAAACAUAUAGAAAUUUUCUACGAAAAUGAUUCUUAUUUGUAUUCCCCUUGCAUAGACGUGGAAGGUGCGUUGUGCGUUAUUGCAGCUGGGGGAGAAAUCUUCAGGUAUAAAUUAGAAAGCCAGAAAAGGGAUGGAAAAGGCAGAGACAAAUUAGCUUCGACGUCGUCAUCAAGUGAAGAGGAAGAUGGAGACGCCACAGAUGAAGGUGGCAGCGACAGCGGAGAAAAUGGUCAAAGUGAUCAAAGCGGGGAAGAUGUACGAAAUGGAAGAAAAAAAACGAAUGCUCAGAACGCAGAGCGAGAAAAAUAUCAUAGCACUGAUGUUGAAGCGGAAUGCUUGUGUGCGGACAACGAUUACAACUUCUACGUUUUCGACCCUAUGACCCGCGGGCUGAUGGUGAUAAACAAGAAGAAAGAAAUGGAGUUGUACACAGACGAGUACGAAGAUCAGCAUUUCCACGGAGUGAACAAUUUGGUUUAUGAUAAAAAAAGGAACAUCCUAUACAUUAUCGAUUCGGGAAACAUCAAUGAAGAAAAUAAGUGUAACUUGUUCUAUGUAAAUAAAGACAUAGAAACGAUGAUGUCCAUAGAUAUUCCAAACAUGUCGUACGCACAUAACCUAUGUGUAUAUGAGAAGGGUACGGCGAAUGAUAUAUACGUCUGUUUGACGAAAGAAAAUAGAAUUGUGAGAUUAAUUAGUAGAGGAAAUUCUUACAUUAAGUGUCACUUUCUACAGAUAGAUGGUUGCUACUCCCCUUUGUUCAUUUGCACGGAUAAUACGAACUUUGUUGUGCUGCUCAAAGAUUUAAGUGGUUGCCAAAAAAGGGGGAAACUUCUCGAAAUAGAUUCCAACGGGGAAGUAAUAAACACCAUUUUCACGGACGGCUGUCAGUUUAAUGGCAUAUGUUACGACGAUAAGGUGGAGAAGUAUUUUUUCAUCGAGAGGAAUGUUAUUUAUACGUAUUAG